GAGGCACAAUUCGUGUUACACCCACAGCUAGCUGCUACCAUUAGGCUAGUUAGAAGUAGCCUAGCUAGCUUAUAGUUACGAGGAGCUAGCCAGUGAAACGUUAUCUACACGCGUGUUGAGAGAUGUUUAUUACAGUCGCCGGUGAUUUAUCUGUUUAUAACCACCGCAGCUGUUGUUUUCGGACGUCUUUUUCGCUGUAUUCUCUCCAGCUUUUUCACCGAGCCACCUCCUGUUGGGUUCACUUUAGCACCACUGUUCUGUGUAUUCGUCUCUGGGUUUUGGGGGUUGUGAUGUCUGAGCCCACCCCAAAGACACCCACUCCAACCCCUGCUGGAGAUACAUACAAGGGAUGGGUGUUUAAAUGGACAAACUACAUUAAGGGUUACCAGCGGAGGUGGUUUGUUUUAAGCAAUGGCUUGUUGUCGUACUACAGGACUCAGGCGGAAAUGGGUCACACGUGCCGCGGCACCAUCAACUUGGCGACAGCGACCAUCACUGUGGAUGAUGCGUGCAAUUUUGUCAUCUCCAUCGGUGGCGCACAGACUUAUCACCUGAAAGCCAGCUGCGAGGUGGAGCGCCAGCGCUGGAUCACAGCGCUCGAGCUGGCCAAGGCCAAAGCGGCCCGCAUUCAGGCGGAAUCAGAUGACUCAGGCGACGACCCUUCCCCCUCGUCCCCUCCUGCGGCUCCCGGACAAGGCGGCGGGUCGCAGAAUUCUGAAGUCCAGUCCACGCUAAGAACCUUAGGAAGCAAGGUGGAGGAUCUGAGCACAUGCAACGACCUCAUCUCAAAGCACGGCUCCGCUCUGCAGAGGUCGUUAUCGGAACUGGACAGUUUGCGUCUGACUGGCGAGGCGGGGGAUAAGAUUCGUCAGGUGACUGAAAGGGCCACGCUGUUCCGCAUCACCUCCAAUGCCAUGAUAAACGCUUGCAGAGACUUCUUAGCGCUGGCUCAGGCCCACAGCAAGCGAUGGCAGAAGGCCCUGCAGGCUGAGCGGGAGCAGCGGGUUAGGCUAGAGGAGACUUUGGAGCAGCUGGCCAAGCAGCACAACCACCUGGAGCGAGCAUUCAGGGGAGCGGCCCAGGCCAACGCCACCAGCGCUGACAGUAAAGGUUCCGUCGGAGCUGUUAAAGGAGAGGCCAGCGAUGAGGACGACGAGAAUGAGUUCUUUGAUGCUGUGGAGGAGGCGCCCGAGUUCAUCACUGUUCCCGCAGAUCCUCACUUCCAUAAGAGGUCGAGCAGUAAUGCAAGCGGUUUCAACAGCGAAAUGUGCUCUGAUGAUCAGUCGCUCAAUGAGGAACCUCUCGCAAUGAACCAGGAGUCGCCCUCGCAGGAACUUGGGCCCCUGAAGAAGAGACGUAAACGCAUCCCGGACAAACCCAACUACUCUCUCAACCUGUGGAGCAUCAUGAAGAACUGCAUUGGAAAGGAGCUUUCAAAGAUCCCCAUGCCUGUCAACUUCAACGAGCCUAUCUCCAUGCUGCAGCGGCUGUCUGAGGAUCUGGAGUACCACGAGCUGCUGGACAAGGCUGCUAAGUGCCACAGCUCCCUGGAGCAAAUGUGCUAUGUUGCCGCCUUCUCCGUGUCCUCCUACUCAACCACUGUCCACCGCACGGGCAAGCCCUUCAAUCCCUUGCUGGGCGAGACCUAUGAGCUGGACCGCCGGAGAGAGAGUGGCUACCGCUCCCUCUGUGAGCAGGUCAGUCACCACCCACCGGCUGCAGCCCAUCAUGUGAUUUCCGACCGAGGCUGGACACUCAGGCAGGAAAUUACAGUUGCCAGCAAAUUCAGAGGCAAAUACCUCUCCAUCAUGCCAUUAGGCACAAUCCAUGCCACCUUUGAGAAGAGCAACAAUCACUACACGUGGAAGAAAGUUACCACUACAGUGCACAACAUAAUUGUUGGGAAACUCUGGAUCGAUCAGUCAGGAGAGAUCGACGUAGUAAACCACACCACCGAAGACCGCUGCCAUUUGAAAUUCGCACCUUACAGUUACUUCUCCAGAGAUGUCGCCAGAAAAGUGACGGGCGUGGUGAUGGACAAGACGGGCAAGGCCCACUAUGUGCUGUCGGGGACGUGGGACGAGAAGAUGGAGUUCUCAAGGGUGAUGCAAAGCAGCAGAGGAGGAGGAGGCGACAAUGGCUCUGAGGGCAAGCAGAAGACGGUCUACCAGACCCUGAAAGCCAGAGAGAUGUGGAGGAGGAAUCCUUUACCUGAGGGCGCAGAAACCAUGUACUACUUCACUGACCUGGCGCUCACACUGAACGAGCCGGAGGAGCCCAUAGCGCCCACUGACAGCCGGCGCCGCCCUGACCAGCGGCUAAUGGAGGACGGCCGCUGGGAUGAGGCCAACGCUGAGAAACAGCGUCUGGAGGAGAAGCAGCGCAUUGCCCGACGGGAGCGCGAGCGGGAGGCCAUCAGCCAGCGCUCCUCUGGCCAAUCGGACGAAGCUGUCGAUGAGGAUUCUCUUACUGAUACAUCACUAAAAAGUGGACCCCACGACAACUACAAGGCCCUUUGGUUUGAGCGCUGCCAGGAUCGCAUUACGGGUGAGCAAGUCCACAUCUACAAGGGGGGCUACUGGGAAGCAAAGGAUCGCGGCUGCUGGGAGGGAUGCCCAGACAUAUUUUGACCCCAGCCUUAACUUGAAUAAGGCCACCCACCAGUCCCCCCGAGUGGUUGGGUCCCCCUUGUCUAUUCUAAGAGACCUCCCAGGAGGACAGUUGCUGCUUUCUGACUGAGAAGGAGGUGCCCCCAGUUGAGGGGGCGACGCCCUUUGGUCGAAGGACACCCACCCGUCCCCAAUAAGUGAGUAGUGCUUCCACAUCCAUUGUAGACAGUUAUCUUAAUGCGAUAACAUAGUGUUUCCUCUUGAAUUCUGUGCUUAAAAAACAUUAAUAUAUAAAUUAUAAAUAUAUAUGAUGAUAAUAAUAAUAAUAAAUGUUAAAAAUUUGGUGGCCUUCAUGAAUUUAAGGGAGAAAUUACAGUAUAAGAGUUCUGUGUCUUAAUGUGUCUUCCAUCACUUUUGUUGGUUUGGGGUGGAUUUGAAGUUUUUUUUUUUUAAGUAUCGGAAAAGAAGACCUCGCCUUCUCAGUCACUCUCACUUGUAGUAUUGCAACGAUUGGAUGCCAUUUUGAAUCAGUUGUCAAAAACAGUUUUAAAGUGGAUACUUGUUUUUAGUGUGUGAUCUAUCUAAACUAAAAUGCAGUACACCAAAAAGUAUGUUAUGUUGUUUUUGUUUGUAAGUGUACUUAAAACAAUGACAAAGAAUUUUUAAAAAAGCAUUGUGAAUAAAUCUGAUUUUAUAAAUGUAUAGAAAGUCCAUAUGUAUUUGAAAACUGAGAAGACGGUCUUCAAUUUCAGAGAGAAAAAAAGGGAGAUUCCAUAACAUUGUUAGGUAUUUUGUAUUAAAAAAAACAACAAAAUGUAUAAUAAAUGCUGUAAUGUCAAACUGUUUUUAUCUUGUUUUGAUUCCACCAUGACUACAUAUUUUUCCUCCUA
Messenger RNA from Dunckerocampus dactyliophorus (ringed pipefish), 3499 nucleotides. RefSeq names its product oxysterol-binding protein 1-like. NCBI's taxonomy places the organism in Eukaryota, Metazoa, Chordata, Actinopteri, Syngnathiformes, Syngnathidae. Gene Ontology annotation, molecular function: sterol binding. The record is from RefSeq and is a predicted model, not a curated record. Gene Ontology annotation, cellular component: membrane; cytosol; intracellular membrane-bounded organelle. Bases 123 to 2630 code for a protein of 835 amino acids. The transcript has 17 exons.